UUUGGCUUAUGAGGAGGGAAAGUUCUGUGAGACUUUCCACUUGGAUGCUUCUGGUUGGAGGUGCUGCGAGUCUUGUGGGAAGCAAAUUCAUUGUGGAUGCAUCGUGUCAUUCCAUAUGUUUGUACUGUUGGAUGCUGGAGGAAUUGAGUGCAUAACGUGUGCAAGAAAAAGUUUCAUUUUGACACCAAAUCCUGCCUGGCCUCCACCUUCUCUCUUCCUUCCUGUAAUGCCUGAAAGAAUUAAAGACCUCUCUACCAAAACUUGGCGUCAGAUGGCUGGAUCAGGUCCAGUGCCAUGGCGGCAAGCACCCAGUUUAUUCAGUUCUUCGGCUGCCCAAUCUGACUUGCAACCAAGGAUGCCUUUUGAAGUUCACAUACCAAGUGGCAUUGAUAGACUUGUUAGCAGUGAGCGACCAUCUGCCUCUUCUUUGGAGAAGAAGAAAGUAGAUGAUUCAUCUGCAAGAUUAAUGAAUGGUACCCUGAAGCUUGGUACAUCCGAAACACUUGAAAAUGGGAAUGCAGGAAUCAACUGUGGUGAGCAAGCUAAUCCAUGUGUAAAUGUUCCUCAGAAAUUGACCUUCUCAAAAAAUGACACUUCUGGUUCACACUAUAGUUUGGCUGUAUCUUCUGUGCCACCAAAUGUUGCAAAUGAUCAAACAAAGGCUUCUGGCACUCAUGCACCACGACCAACUCCUCCACCGCUAAUUGGGAAGCAGUUCUGUGGGCAUGAUGGAGCCGACUCCUCUGGGGAAACUCAGAUACGAAAUAGAAGGCCUCGAGGUGAUGCCCGAUCACGAAAUCAGUUACUUCCCCGGUACUGGCCCAGGAUAACUGAUCAAGAGCUCCAGCAAAUCUCUGGAGAUUCAAAUUCUGUAAUUACUCCUUUAUUUGAGAAGAUGUUAAGUGCCAGUGAUGCAGGGAGGAUAGGGCGCUUAGUGCUUCCAAAAAAAUGCGCAGAGGCUUACUUUCCGCCAAUUUCUCAGCCAGAUGGUUUGCCUCUCAAAGUCCAGGAUUCAAAAGGGAAGGAAUGGAUGUUUCAAUUCCGAUUUUGGCCCAACAAUAACAGCAGAAUGUAUGUUCUAGAGGGGGUCACUCCUUGUAUACAGUCAAUGCAGUUGCAAGCUGGCGACGUAGUAACAUUUAGUCGGAUAGAGCCAGAAGGGAAGUUGGUCAUGGGAUUCAGAAAGGCCUCAAUUGCUCCACCAUCUGAUCAGGGCUGUGAAACUGUCAAUGCUAGUAAUGGCGUUGCUAUGAACGGAAAUAUUAAUGCAAAAAAAAGCAAACCUGGUGAAGUUCUUUUAACUCAUCAAUUAAAAGGUCAUUCGGUAUCACCUGGGUUUUCGUCAAUCAACCAGACUAUUCCAGCAGAUCAAGCAAUUCCAUGGCCAAAACAUGAUAAAUCUGGGUGCUUAGCCAAGGGAGCUAAAUCUUCUUUCCGUGGUAAGAGGAAGAAUAGCACAUUGGGUUCAAAGAGUAAACGCCUAAGAAUUGAAAAUGAGGACCUGAUAGAGCUGAAGCUGACAUGGAAACAAGCUCAGGGACUGCUCCGCCCACCUCCAAACCAUCUCCCAAGUGUUAUGGUGAUUGAAGGCUUUGAGUUUGAAGAAUAUGAGCAGGAUGCACCGAUUAUUGGGAGGCCUACGAUUUUUGCAACAGAUCAUAAGGGUGAAAAGAUCCAAUGGGCUCAAUGUGAAGACUGUUUUAAGUGGCGCAAAGUUCCGCCUGAUGCUUUUCUUCCCUCAAGAUGGACCUGUUCUGAAAACUGGUGGGAUCCAGAAAGAUCAGUGUGUUCAGUAGUUCAAGAAUUGACUGCAGAACAGCUUGAAGAUCUGGUAGCCACUAGUACUCAAGCUGCUGCUAAAAAAAUGAAGGUUGCUAAACAGGACCCGGAUUCAGUCGAAGCUUUGGAGGGGCUUGAUGCACUUGCCAACCUAGCCAUCCAGGAAGAGGGUGAGGCCCUACCAACAUCAUCGCAAGCCACAACAAAGCACCCACGCCAUAGACCUGGUUGUACAUGCAUUGUCUGCAUUCAACCCCCAAGUGGAAAGGGCCCUAAGCACAAGCAAACAUGCACAUGUAAUGUCUGCUUGACAGUGAAGCGCCGUUUCCAAACCCUAUUGUUGCGGCGUGAGAAGAAACAAUCUGAGAAAGAAGCUGAAACUGCACGUCAAAAUCAACAACCGCAUCCACAUUUGCCUGAGAAAUCGCCAGAUGAUGAAACCCUGCUAUGUACUAAUACAGGAAGUAGUAGUCCAAACCAGAAAAUGGCAAACAGGGAUGAUCCUGAAGAUGAUCCAAGCAAGAUGAGAUCGACUCUUUCACCUUUCAAGGGCCAGAUUGAUCUGAAUAUCCAGCCGGAGAGGGAUGAGGAGCUGUCACCGGGUUCAGAUUCUGGCGGCGUGACUAGGUUGAUCCAAGAUGCGACCGAGAGUUAUCUGAGGCAGCAGAGAUUGUCGAACUCUAACAGAAAUUCAGCUGGAAAUCAGGCUCAGAUGAACUUUGGAAACGGUAGUAUUGCUACUGUUAGCAGUCAUGGUGAAGCUGAAGCAGAAUGUUCCGUACCUUUGUCUACAAAUGCAUCAGCAUCAACCUCAGGAACAGAGAGAUAAACGGCAGGAUUUCUCUGUUGAAGUCGUGGAUAAUUUUUGUUGUACAUUUAUCCGCGUUUGCAGACUUGUACAUAAAGAAGAGAGGUAGAAACUGGACCAUAGUGUGUAGAAGCCGAUGAUUCUGCCGAUUUAUAUGUAUUGUUAUCCUCUCUCUACAGUAAUAGAAGUGGACACCAGUGUAUGGGAAUGGCACUGGCAGUGACUGGGGAGUGGGUUGAAGCUAUUUAGUUGCCUUUUUGGGAGCUCAAUCUGUUCUAAGAUGUAAUUAAGCUACAUAUAUAUGUUUUGGUUUGUUUUAUUUUUAUUUUUUGUUCUCAUUUCACUAAAAUAGAAAUUGCUUGCAGUUAAUUUUUAUA
Molecule: messenger RNA, 2964 nt
Organism: Camellia sinensis
Lineage: Eukaryota; Viridiplantae; Streptophyta; Magnoliopsida; Ericales; Theaceae
Source: RefSeq, a predicted model, not a curated record